AAUUUGUAAUGCGGAUUUACCUAUAACAAAAAGAUUUGUAAUGCGUGAUUGCUAUACGAGUUCUAUCUGGAAUGAAUGUUUCCACGAAGAUGAAGUCGUUAUUUCAAAAAAAAAUCAGCUUGCUGUUUCUCCAUCUCCCGGAGUAAAAAACAAGCUUUUCAUCUCAAGUCCCCCCCGCUAGUAGUACACAAAUAGCAAACGUUUUAGUUCUUACUUCAAAAAAAAAAGACUCAUAGUAGUUCUACUUCUUUUCGCGAUUCAUCGGAAAUACACACGCUACUACACUCAACAGAUACAGAAACUUAUAUCUUUUCGGCUUUUUGCCACUCUCUAAAAUUUUUCACGCUCAUUGCGUAUAACAAAACUUUAAACGGCUCCCCACUUUGUAGUUCUUUGCGAAGCAACAAACACAAAAAUGGGUUGUGGAGCCUCCAUGAACGGAGGUGCGGCUGCCCCAGCCGGUUAUCAAAUGCAAAAAUGUCUCCGUCUGGAAGCUUGCAACUUGUGAUGCUGGUGUCUCUGGAAGGUAAAAAAAAUCUGUAUUGCAUGGCCAGCAAGACGAGGAGUUCAGUUUGUGCUACGCGGAGUGGGCCGCGUUUCUCAUGCGGAAUACGCAUCAGCAGGCACUUUAGAAAUCUGUGAUGCUAGGUGAUGCAUUACCGGCAUCAUAGGUUAUGCAAAAUAUGCAUGACAAACCUAGCAUCAAUCGUCCUGACCCAGACAUUUUUGCACUUGAUACCGGUGGCGCUGCGCCACAAGCCGCGGCCCCGGCGGCCGCCCCCAAGGCCGCUGCUGGCGGCGGUGGCAUGAAGAAAAUGGGCCCGUUAUCCUGAGUAAAAGCGUACCCACCCUAGAGUCAAGAUGGGACGAAAUCUGCUAGACAAAUCAAAAAGUUUUGGUUGUUGCGCAUGACAGGUUUGGGCGAUUUAAUCGUAUUCAGCUAGUGCAGUGGGAGCAGCAUCUCAGAUCUAGCAUAUCAUCCUGAUUCGACCAUCACAAAUCUCAGAACAUAACUAGAAAAUGCUUGUCAUGGGGCAGCUCCGCAUGAGAAACGUUUUGAGCAUGCUGAUUUGCAUGACAACUCUGGGAAUAUGGGAAUGCUUUUACACAUGAUACCCGUGGACUGACGGAACGGGGAUUCAGUUCUGGAUUGCCUCUAUGGAUUGUAAAAAUGUCUGGGUCUGGAAACUUGUAAUGCUGUGUUGGGAAAAUAGUGAAUGCUCUGUAAUGCACAGCCAAGCAUGAGAAAUAUCUGCAGUUCUUUGUGUUGCGUUUUUCGCAUGAGAAACUGCGUUUUUGCAUGACAGGCAGAAGGGUCUCUUCUUGGACACGCAUCACAAACUUUUUUGUCAUGCCAGACAAGCAUGACAAAUCUCGCAAUCUUCCAGACCCAGACAUUUUUACAGUUGAUACCCUCCGCGUCCCACCGCGACCCGAUUGCCAUCGCGGGUGAUGUGAAGUGCGCGAAUAAGGAUUUGAAGAAGGUCGUGGUCAUCUUCGAUCCGCUAUGAACUGCAAAAGUAUCGUUCUCGUAUAAAUGCGUUACAAAUUUCCUCAGAUUGAGAAAUAAAAUUUGUAAUCCAGAUUUGCCUUGGAAACAAGAUGAAGAUUAAGAUUUGUAAUGCAAGACUUGCAUUAGCAUUUGUACGAGUCCGAUACUUUUGCACAGGAUAUCCGCGCCACCUCGGGUUCAACAAGUCCUUCGUGACGAAGGUGCGGCAAACGUUGUUCAAGCACAAGGAGCGCACGCACGGCGCGGCGGACUGGAACGCGGUGGACACGAGUGCUGGGUACUCGGCGGAUUUGAAGAUCCGGACCUUGAUGGUGACGGCCACUUUGAAUUCCAAGCCGGAGUUCUGCACGGCCAUUGAGGCGGGGAUUUUGGGGAUGGCCUUCCUGAACACCUUGAUCGGGUCGGGCUGGAAGGGUAUCAAACGCAAAUAUGUCUGGAUCUGGAAGGUCGCAAUUUGUCAUGCUGUUUUUGGAUUCCAAAAAAAAUUGUAUUGCAUGACCAGCAAGAGCGGUUCAAUUUGUGCUACGCGGACAGGGCAUUUCUCAUGCGGAAGGCGCAUCAGGAAGCCCUUUCAAAAUCUGUAAUGCUAUGGCAUACAUCACCGACAUCAUGGAUCAUGGAAAAUGUGCAUGACAAACUUGUCCUCUUCCAGACCCAGACAUAUAAUUUGCAAUGCAUAAAGGGCGCGGGGUCGAUGUUGAAGAUCGUAUCGACUGCAAAUAUGUCUGGGUCUGGAAGAAUCCAAGGUCUGUCAUGCUAGUCUGGCAUGACACUGAGCUCUGUAUUGCGUACGGCCAUCGGAAGAGCUCCUCUUGUCUGUCAUGUUGCGGAAUGAUACACAACACAGAGCCACGAAAAAAGUAUAAAAUUUGUCAUGCUUGGCGUUGCAUUACAGUCUGGCUAUUAAUUCACUGACAUGCAUCACAAGUUUCCAGACCCAGAAAUGUUUGCAUUUGAUAGAUCGCCUGCGCGGACGAUUUCUACACGGACCCGGAUGGCGUUCUGUACAAGCUGUACGGGCAGUACGACGAGGGCGGCGCCGGCGGGAAGUCUUCCGUAUGCAAGAAAAAACUGUUUCACUGUAAACUUGUGAUGCAUAAAAUGGAACGCAGAUCGAUGUAUUUGUCUUGCUACACAUGCAAGAAAGUGGAUUGUUAGCUGUGUUUUCCCUUAGGAAGCUUGCAUGGCAAAUUUUCUCUGUCAUGUAGAGCGAACUUGUCAUGCAAAACCUGCAAAAUCCUUACAGUGAAACAGUUUUUUCGUGCGAUAUUCCGCCUGGAAAGCCUACUGCACUGCGGGCAAGGCGGAAGUCGACGCCAUGGCCAUGAUGAAGCAGAAGUUUGAAAUAUCGUGAGGAAAAACGUCCCCACCCCAUAGUCAAGAUCAGAACUUCGCAACACAAAUCCAGACGCAUGACAAGUUCUUGUAGGCUGUAGUGUAGUGCUGUUCAGCAAGGGAAGUCGCAUAAGAAAUUCAUCUCCUUAUCCCGUUUACAGCAUUACAAGUUCCAGAACACGAUUGGAAACUCAUGGGAAUGCGCAUUAAAAAUGCUCAUGUAAUUAUUGCAAGUCUGCAAGACAACUAUGGGGUGCGGACGUUUUUGCUCAGGAUAUGAAAAGGACAUCGCGCCCAAGCAGGCCUACGGCUACUUGGCCGAAAACGCGGGCUUGGAAGAGAAGGAGUGUUUGGAAGUAUAGUUUUUAACUUAUGUUUGUGUUUGUGGAAAAUGCAUGUAGUUAAGCCGAUCUGUAAUUUCAUUAUCGAGAUUUAUAAUUGUCGUGCGAAAUGGUGUUAUAGGAUUUUGGAUUUACAUACAUUUUUUCAACAAAUCUUCUAACAGGGCAUGUCCAACUUGGUGAACUUUAUCCAAACCUCGAUUCCGACUGAUAUCCCAACUGCAAAAUUGUUACACGACUCAGUCUGUUAUGCAGGAUACAGAGCAUUUUGAUUUGUGCAUGAUUGCAAUGGCAAGCUGCACAGGCAUGACAUUGGAUCAUGCAAAAAUCCGAAUGGAUGAAGUAGACUGAGUAAUAAACAUAUUUGCAGCUCCAUACCGGAAGCGAACAUCGCCACCGGGAUGUCCAUAUCAAAUGUAAAAAUGUCUGGGUCUGGAAGAUUAGAACUUGUCAUGCUAAAUCUGAAUGAUGCAAAAAUCUGUGUUGCGUGAGUACCAAAAGCUGUCCGCUUUUGACCAAGUUGAGAGGGAGUUUCUCAUGCAGGAAAGGCAUGAUAGAGACCUCAAGGUGGAAUCUGUCAUGCUGGGUCUCGCAUUCCAGACCUCAUGGGUCAUGGAAAACCUGCAUCACAACUCUUGCAUUCUUCCAGACUGAGACAUUUUUACAUUUGAUAGUCCACCACCCGCGACAAAAAGGUCGAGUUGCCGGCGACCGACAUUCUGAAGUACGUGCGCAACGUGACCUGGCCGUCCAACCGGCGCCCGUAUCCUGAGUAAAAACGUCCCCACGACCCCAGAGUUGUCAUGCAGAUGUACAAUUACAGAAAACGUUUGUAAUGUGCAGCUCCAUGAGAGAGGCAUCACCAACCGCGUUUUGGAAUUUCUAAUGCUGUAAACAGGAUGAGACAAUGGCUUUCUCAUGCUGCUGCCCUUGCCAACCAGCACUACACUGCAGAGGGAAACUUGUCAUGCACAGCUGCCAAAAGUUGGAGACUUGUGUUGCUACUAUCCCAACUUGACUAUGGGGUGGGGACGUUUUUGCUUAGGAUAGCCCGGUGGCGUUUGUCAUGUCCACCGUGAAUUACGACAAGCACAAGGAGAAGUUCGCUUCCCAAUUUUUCGACCGCCCUGUUUUCAACUUGGAGGAGGAAAUAUGAGAGUGCACAACUCCCCCUCCCCCUCAUUUGUCAUGCAAAAUGCGUAUAAUUUACGCCUGGGCUCUUGGCACUGUCUGCAUGACAAGUUCUGGCAGGAGCCCAAAUAGCACUACACGCCUGUCCAAAUUUGUCAUGCAAAACCUGUAUUCUUGAUGACGCUUGUGUUGCUGUUCAUGCAAUACAAAUGAGGGGGAAGGGGAGUUGUGCACUUUCAUAGGAAAUCCCGGACGGUUUGGCGGACGGUGCGAAGGAAACCGCGGAGAAGAUUGUGGUGGAGAAGAUCAUAUCAAGUGCAAAUAUCGAUCUGGGUCUGGAAGAUAAUUGCCAGGUUUGUCAUGCAUAUUUUGCAUGACCCAUAACGCCAGUAAUGCAUGGCCUAGCAUCUUCACAGAUUUUUUAGCGGCUUCUUGAUGCCUCUCCCGCGUGACAAAUGCUCUCGCCCCCGCGACGCACAAACUGGAUUCUUAUUGCUUUUCUAUGCAAUACAGAUUUUUUUAGAAUCGAAAGACAGCAUCACAAGUUCUUGCGACCUUCCUGACAUCCAGGCACUUUUGCAUUUGAUAGAUCAUCAACAACCAACCGGGGCACCACAAGCGCAAGCCGAUCUUGAUUAUCGGGGUCGAUGAAGUCGACCAGGCGCGGGUUGCGCGCUUCAUGUGCUUGAUGUUGGCGAUGAAAGCGAACCCGGAAGUGAGUGGCGUCACCGUCAUCAUCCACGGCGCGACGUACGAAUCCUUCACCAACAACAAACUGACCGGGCAACUGAUUUGCGCGGGGUUGUUACUGGCGCAGUUGUGCAUUGUCUCCAAGACCGACAUGCUGGAUAUGGCGUUCUCAAACGUUACAGUCUCAACUGUUACAUGAAUUUGUCAUGCAAAAUGAGCAUCAACGUCCACACAAUGGAGCUGCCUCGCAUGACAAAUUUUGGAAGGGCUAAACAGCAUGGGAAUCUGUGCCAAGUUUGUUAUGCAAGAGUUGCAAGGUCCGGCCUUUUCCUGUUGCCAUUCUUGCAUCACAAAUUCAUGUAACAGUUGAGAAUGUAACAAUUGAGAGCGCCAUACUCGACCGGCUGACCAACAUGUUUCUGGCCCCGUAUGCACUGCAAAAGUAUCGUACUCGUAUAAAUGCAUUACAGCUUCAGCCAUAAAGGUCGUAGUGCUCCAGCUUCAGCCAUGUGGGACCCCGUGGGCAGAAGCAUCCUCACACGCGCCGCGCCCAUUUCUAGCUAGGGAGUCACGUAGUCGCCCCUUCUUCAUUUUUCAAAAAACCCUCCACAGGAUGUGCUUGCACCUAUUUGUUCAGUUCGCUAUGCUACAGUGCUUUUUUCAAACUUCCCUUUGGGAUUUUAGUUUUCAAUAUAAAUGCAUUACAAAUAAUUUUCUCAGCAUGACGAGAAAUAAAAUUGACAUUUGUGAUGCGGAAGUACCUUAAGAAAAAGAUUUGUAAUGCAUGAUUGCAAUACAACGAGUGCGAUACUUUUGCACAGGAUACCCCGACCAACGAGGCGAUCGUGGACUCGGUCUCUGCUGCCAUGGUGCCGUUCCCAGGUAUUACAUAAAACGUGCUUUCGUUUUCGUGUUUGUCAUGCUAACAUAUGAACAAGAACAUACAUACUGCUGCUGGUAUUUCUUGUGCUGCAAAAUAUUAAAACCGUGUGUUGAGAAACAAGUCUUGUAAUGAUGUUAAAACUCUAUCUUCGAUGGUUGAAAAUGAUAAAUCCAUACACAGGUAUGCACCUGAUGUGCACGCACAACGCGUUGGGGCAGGAAAUUUCCGACGGUGGCAUUCUCACGACGGAAUUCAUGGUUGCCAACCCGGGCACGGGGAAAACCGGUGGUCACCGGAAAAUGAUCGAGGAGCGCUUCAUUGACCCGGUGAAAUUUGUAUGCAUUUUAAACGCAUCGUACUAGUAGUAAUCGCAGUCACGCAUUACAAAUUUUCGUCUUUAGGUAAACCCGCAUUACAAAUGUUCUUUCUCAUGCUGAGGAAAUUUGUCAUGCGAUUAUACGAGUGCGAUGCUUUUGGUUUUGCAGUGCAUAAUUUGCCGCGACGAAGUCCCGCAACCUGGUGUUGUCGGAUGCCAAGGGGGAUAAGAAGCUCUACCGCCUGCGGCUCGCGACCAAGUACGACUACAACAUGAAGCCGUGUUCCCUGAUCAUGCCGGCGCGUAUCAUGGCAAAACUCUGCCUCGCCUGCGCGGAGGGGUGCGAAUGCGUGGAGGGAACUGGUACUACGUAUCAAAAGGAAAAAUCCCCCCUUCAUCCCAUAUUGAAAACGAAAAAAUUUCUCAUGCUGUAUUGGAGUACACAAAUCGACUUGUAUUGCUAGAAGGCCAAGAGCCGCAGUCGUGGCCUCGCUUGCAGGCAUAUAUUGUCAUGCUGCUUCCCGCUUCCAGCCGCCUCUUGUCGUGCUGGAGACGCAAAGCCUUACUCCCACGCCACCCAACACUACAGUCGCAGUCCGCAUCUUUUCCCUUUUAGCAUGACGGAGCUGAUGACUUGUGGCCACAAAUCUGCAUCACAGAUUUCCGCUUUGAUGAUAUGGAGAGGGGGGAUUUUUCCUCUCGAUACUACGGCGGGGCAGAUUGAGGAAACUCUGAAGAAAUACGCGGAGGUACUGGUGCGUGUCGCCGAGGGAGGGGACUUUAACGCAUAAGAAUAAACGUCGGCCGACUGUUGACUGCGGUUUCCACCUACAAUCGCCGGACAGGAGGAGAAACGAGGAGAACAAUGUUUUUUGCACACGGGAGUCGGGAAAUGAAUUCUCGUUCUGCAAAUAAAUGGUAGUAACGUCAAGAACUUACAACUACAAGCUGCAUAAGUGAAAAAUAUGAACAGAAGAAAAUAGCGAUACGGAUACUAUCAUGUCGAAAUACUAAAUCGAGUUGAGUCAAUCUCUAAGAAUAUUAGCACUAACUUUGAUCGUGUAACAUAAAAAUCAAUACCCGCACAUGAAAUUUUUCUGUGAAGUACAAAAAAAAUUGGUUUCACAAAUGAUUGAAGCGCAAAACUACUCUAUGAACGACGGUCGUCGCGGCACCGGGACGAGGGGCAAUCCUGCCUCAGACAUUUGUCGAAACAUCAUGUUGAGAGGGCCAUGGGCACCGUCGCUAUACUUUUGCUUUACUAAAGUCUACACUACUGUUUUACGUAUGUCUACGCACUGCACGACACAAAUUCUUUGAGCUCGUUGCUCGAUCAUCAAUUUUCCGCUGCUACAGAUUACUAGAACUCUAGCUACGCAUUUUUAUUUACGCAAAAUAAACCGAAACGACCUAAUACCUGCAUAGUCCGAUACAAUGAAAUAGUACGAGUACC
This is a messenger RNA of Amoebophrya sp. A120, 7662 nucleotides long. The record is from the annotation of a GenBank genome assembly. Lineage: Eukaryota; Dinophyceae; Syndiniales; Amoebophryaceae.